UUCGACCGAAUGCGUGUGUGGAAAAUCUGACCAUGUGACAGCUGUUACAUGGACGAGCAGCAAACUGGCACAACCCAGGUGGACCUGCGCUAUUCAAGAUCGGAACUGUUGCAUGUCUACGCAGCGCUGAAAGCACACCAAAAGCGAGCUGCGGCCUUGCCCUGUGCGCUUGCACGCGCGGCUCCGCGGGAGCCAGCGGCCGCGUUCCUGCGUCGGCUCUUUCAGGGAGUGCGCAGGCAGGAGCUGCAUGCCUGCCUGGUCAUCCAGCGGGCCUGGAGAUGCCGAGAGGAGCGGGCGAAUGACAACAAGCUGAGCUGGCCAGAACUGCUCUGUCGGGAGCACGUGGGCACAGUGCGCGAGGUGCCCAAAGACGAGAGAGGCAUCGGCUUCAUCCGGCAGAAGGCCAUCCACGCGCUCUGUGGCUACGACGUGCUCUUCACCCAGGAGCAGCUGGAAAAUGCCAAGGUGGGUAAGCAGGUGCGCUUUGAGGUGGAGCUCGACUCCAAGCAGCGGCCCCGCGUGAAGCGCUCGCCGCUGGACAUGGGGGCCUGUUUGCAGAAGCUUCAUACGGGUACGAUUUGUGACGUGGAUGCGGCCCGCGGGCGCGGCUUCAUUCACCACCAGGACAUCCACCAGCUGCUGGGCAAGGACGUGCUCUUCCGCUUCGGCCAGCUCCCAGGGGCGGAGGUGGGGCAGAGUGUCAGCUUCCGCCUGGAGCUCGAUGACGGAAAGCCGCGCGUGGCUUCCGUGCAGUCAGGCGCCUCGUUGCCCAAGUUCACCACGGAGACGCUGCUGGGAUGCAGCCACCUCGGCCUCGUGGCCUUCGGUACCGAUGGGCGCCUGGAGCUGCGGAACGCGCAGAUCCGGCGCCUCUGCGGCCGCCACGCGGUUUUCUCGCGCCGGGAGCUGGCGGGGCGCCUUGCGGCGCGACCCGGGGCCUGCGUGAGCUUCCGCGUGCGUCUGACCCCCGAGGGCCUUCCGGAGGUGGCGGAGGUCAAUGCAGACGCAGCAUGUGCACGCCAGGGUGAGCCGGACCUGGACGUGGAGGUCACUGUCCAGCUGGACAGCGGCUUCGGGCCCUUGGGGCUCUGUUUUGCCUGGGGCUUUCUGCCGGAGGUGCAGCACAUUGCGGCGGAGCUUCGGGGCUUCUGGCACGCGCGGGGCGUGGGGGUGGGGGACCGCCUGCUGGGCUUUGGCUUCGCGAGUCCGCGGCAGCUGGCGGCGCAGCUGCGGCGGAGGCCUUUGGACUUGGCUUUCCUCCGCUGCGGGGAGCGGACAUGGCCGGCGUCGGAAGGAUGAGAAGUCCACGAGACGUUCUCGGGUCCGAGGAGGAGACAGAGGCCGCUUUCUCUGGGCCAAGGAGAAGUCGAAAGCUUUUGGGCCGGAAGAAGCAGACACAUCCAGGCGCUCGUUUUGGAGGAGUCGAGAUCGAGGAUCUGGAUCGAGGGGCCCGGAAAGCUGAGAGCCUGGAGUUCGGAGGGAAGCUGGGCGGAAGGGCGCAGCAACAAGGCGAACACUUCUGACUGGCCACAGGUGUCCAAGCGGAAUCUCACGUGAGGGUCCAAAGAAAGGAAUCCACAAAUGAGUCCUGGACUUCUAGUGUUACAGCAGUGUUUGGCCGCCGGCCAAAACCUGCUCAGUCGAACGAACGCAUUUUUGAAGGCUGUCUCUGCGAAGUUGCGCAGUCUCAGUCCAAUGUGAUUUCCGUC
Messenger RNA from Effrenium voratum, 1709 nucleotides. The record is from the annotation of a GenBank genome assembly. Lineage: Eukaryota; Dinophyceae; Suessiales; Symbiodiniaceae.